Molecule: messenger RNA, 2037 nt
Organism: Heteronotia binoei (common prickly gecko)
Lineage: Eukaryota; Metazoa; Chordata; Lepidosauria; Squamata; Gekkonidae
Product: oocyte zinc finger protein XlCOF6-like
Exons: 3
Coding region: 1-2037 (678 amino acids)
Biological process (GO): regulation of transcription by RNA polymerase II
Molecular function (GO): DNA-binding transcription factor activity; RNA polymerase II cis-regulatory region sequence-specific DNA binding
Source: RefSeq, a predicted model, not a curated record
AUGGUUCCUGCACCUCCAACCCAGGUGGCUGUGUAUUUCACUGUGGCAGAAUGGGACCUGCUGGAUCCAGACCAAAGAGCUCUCUACAGAGAAGUCAUGCGGGAGAACUAUCGGAGUGUGGUUUCUCUGGGUGCUAAUGGAAGCACUCUUUUUAUUCCAGCAGAGGAUGUUCAGAAGAAUGAGGAGGGUGAGCAACUUCAACAGCAGUCACCAGAUGAUGAAAAAAAGGAGGACAUGAAAGGAAACUUCAGGAAUCAAGUCAGACUGAAGAGGCAGAAAGGCAGCCAGAUGCUCAAGAAGAGAGAAAAACCUGUUCCUUGCCAAGGGGGGGAUUUCCAAAAAGUCAUUCACAUCAGGAAAGAACCAUACAGUUGCUCAAAAUAUAGAAUGAACAUUUCAGAUAAAACCCAAUACAAAGUCCAUUCCCAUGGAACAAGAUUUAUUUUGAGUGGCACUCUUCAGAACCAUCAAAAAAUCCACAGAAUGGAGAAACCUUUUGAACGGUUGGAAGGUAAAAAGAAAUUUAAUAUGGGUGCCCAUCCUCUGCAGCACCAGCGAACCCACAUGGGGGAGAAAUCUUUUAGAUACUCAGGGCGUGGGAAGAGAUUUAGUCGGAAUAGCAGUCUUCGGCUGCAUCAAAGAACCCGAACAGGGGAGAAACCUUUUGAGUGCUCCGAGUGUGGGAAAAGAUUCAAUCACAAUAGCAGUCUUCGACAGCAUCGAAGAACCCACACAGGGGAGAAACCUUUUGAGUGUUCAGAGUGUGGGAAGAGUUUCAAUCGUAGUAGCAAACUUCAGUGGCACCAGAGAACCCACACGGGGGAAAAACCUUUUGAAUGCUCAGAGUGUGGGAAAAGAUUUAGUCUGAGUGGCACUCUUCAACAGCAUCAAAGAACCCACACAGGGGAGAAACCUUUUGAGUGCUCAGAGUGCGGGAAAAGAUUCAGUCACAAUAGCAAUCUUCGACAGCAUCAAAGAACCCACACAGGGGAGAAACCUUUUGAGUGUUCAGAGUGCGGGAAAAGAUUCAGUCAGAGUAGCAAUCUUCAGUUGCAUCAAAGAACCCACACAGGGGAGAAACCUUUUGAGUGUUCAGAGUGUGGGAAGAGUUUCAUCCACAGUAGCAGACUUCAGCAGCACCAGAGGACCCACACAGGGGAGAAACCUUUUGAGUGCUCAGAGUGUGGGAAGAGAUUCAGUCAGAGUAGCAAUCUUCAGUUGCAUCAAAGAACCCACACAGGGGAGAAACCUUUUGAGUGUUCAGAGUGUGGGAAGAGUUUCAUCCACAGUAGCAGUCUUCAGCGGCACCAGACAACCCACACAGGGGAGAAACCUUUUAAAUGUUCAGACUGUGGAAAGAGCUACAGUAACAAAAGCACUCUUCAGUUGCAUCAAAGAACCCACACAGGGGAGAAACCUUUUGAGUGUUCAGAGUGUGGGAAGAGUUUCAUCGACAGUAGCAGACUUCAGCGGCACCAGAAAACCCACACAGGGGAGAAACCUUUUGAGUGCUCAGAGUGCGGGAAGAGAUUCAGUCGUCGUGGCAGUCUUCAGCGGCAUCAAAGAACCCACACAAAGGAGAAACUUUUUGAAUGUUCAGAGUGUGGAAAGAGAUUCAGUCAUGGUAGCAAUCUUCAACAGCAUCAAAGAACCCACACAGGGAAGAAACCUUUUCAGUGCUCAGAGUGCGGAAAGAGAUUCAGUCAGAGUAGCAAGCUUCAGGAUCAUUUAAGAACCCAUACAGGAGAGAAACCAUUUGAAUGUUCAGAGUGUGGAAAGAGAUUCAGUCAAAGUAGAACUCUUCAACUGCAUCACAGAACCCACACGGGUGAGAAACCUUUUGAGUGCUCAGACUGUGGAAAAAGAUUUGGUCUUAAAGGAAAUCUUCAACAGCAUCGAAGAAUCCACACUGGGGAGAAAACUUUUGACUGCUUGGAGUGUGGGAAGAGAUUCAGUAACAGUAGCAAGCUUCAGCGGCACCAGAGAACCCACACAGGGGAAAAACUUUUGAGUGCUCAGAUUGUAAAAAGAGAUUAA